CCGAUUCCAUACCUUUAUUGUCUCUGCUCGGAGGUCUCUUCCUCUCCACCUUUCUCUCUCCUCAAAAACCCUAAUCUGCGUUCUUCGCAAUCAACCUUGGAUAUGGCUAACAGUAAUCUCCCUCGAAGAAUUAUCAAGGAAACUCAGCGUCUCCUUAGUGAGCCUGCACCGGGAAUCAGUGCUUCACCUUCGGAGGAUAAUAUGAGGUAUUUCAAUGUGAUGAUCCUGGGUCCAACGCAAUCGCCUUAUGAAGGAGGUGUUUUCAAGUUGGAGCUAUUUUUGCCUGAAGAAUAUCCUAUGGCUGCCCCCAAGGUUCGAUUUCUUACCAAGAUAUACCAUCCUAACAUUGAUAAGCUUGGAAGGAUAUGCCUGGAUAUCCUGAAAGAUAAGUGGAGUCCAGCUCUCCAGAUACGAACUGUACUUUUGAGCAUUCAAGCACUACUGAGUGCUCCAAAUCCGGAUGAUCCACUCUCUGAGAACAUUGCCAAGCACUGGAAAACAAAUGAGGCCGAAGCUGUUGAGACAGCAAAGGAAUGGACCCGUUUAUAUGCUAGUGGGGCGUAGUGAAUCGGAAGGAAGUUUGUCUUUUUAAAUAACAUUCUACGCAAUGUAAGCUAUUCACUGUUUAGUUUCUUAAUGUGGAAAUUCAAAGAAAAUGAGAUGUUUGAACAGUGGUUGACUUCCUUAAAGUUUCCCAUUGCUGCUUGUUUAUCAUAUUUUGAUCUCGGAAGCUUGGCCAUCAAACUGUGUAUGAUUAUAUAAUAUACAUUGUUUCUAAAU
Molecule: messenger RNA, 780 nt
Organism: Rubroshorea leprosula
Lineage: Eukaryota; Viridiplantae; Streptophyta; Magnoliopsida; Malvales; Dipterocarpaceae
Source: the annotation of a GenBank genome assembly